Messenger RNA from Hydractinia symbiolongicarpus, 2366 nucleotides. Its product is annotated as malate synthase-like. NCBI's taxonomy places the organism in Eukaryota, Metazoa, Cnidaria, Hydrozoa, Anthoathecata, Hydractiniidae. Gene Ontology annotation, cellular component: cytoplasm; peroxisomal matrix. Bases 601 to 2268 code for a protein of 555 amino acids. Gene Ontology annotation, molecular function: malate synthase activity. The record is from RefSeq and is a predicted model, not a curated record. Gene Ontology annotation, biological process: glyoxylate cycle. The transcript is spliced from 9 exons.
AUGAAUAAUGGAAACAUAGUAGAUACAAAUUUUUAUUUAAAUACGUGCUACUUGACUAGCUAAAGGUUAUGUUGUGACGUUUUUGUGACGUAAUAUUGUGCUUGUUCGCAUGUUAUAUAAAAUAUUUUAAAUAUGAGGAUGUGUGGUGGAGAGUGGGACUAUUCUGUAGUUCUGAACUCUGGAAACAUGAAUCGUCCCAAUUCUCCAAGGAGAUGUACUUUGCACCCCAUGUACUAAUUACUUUAUUGCUCCAAAGUCCAGUCUAAGUAUAACAGAAGUAGAUUAGCUUUUAACAGACGUAUUUUUCUGCGUUUCAUAAAUUUAGGUUACAAAUAACUGUUUAGCACGCCCAUUGGUUUUAAAUAUUAUGCUCUUUUGCAUGGCUUUUUUUACUUAAUUUACCUGGUAACUUAACCGUAAAGUGUUAACUUUUGCGCUGAGAAAGAGUUACUAUAGUCAGUUGUAGCUAGUUCUUGUUAUCGUAGUUUUUUUUUUUUCACAAACCUUAACUUUUUCUCCUAUUUUUGUUGUGAUAGAGUUUUUGUUAAAAUCCAUAGUGCAAAAUAAUUUCGUGUAAUAUAAAUUUUCCUUUCUUGGAAUAUGUAUGCGAUAAAUGGUAAAAACCUUAUGAAUAAGCUUGCCUCAAGUCGGCUCACAAACUGGAUCAUGUUUAGAGGAUUUGCUACCCAAAUUACAGAGGGCGUGACAGUUUAUGGCGAAAUCAAGCCUGGGUACGACUCCAUACUCACUCACGAUGCUUUGAAGUUUGUUUCUGAGCUGCAUAAGAAAUUUGAACCUACUCGCCAGUACCUACUUUGCGAAAGAGUAAAAAGACAAAACUUAAUCGAUGCAGGGGAAAAUCUUAAGUUUGCUGUGGGAAACCAUGACGACAAAUGGAAAGUCGCACCAGUCCCUGCUGAUCUCCAAUGCCGUCACUGUGAAAUCACAGGACCGGUCGAAAGGAAAAUGAUCAUUAACGCUUUAAACAGUGGAGCUGAUGUGUUUAUGGCGGAUUUUGAAGAUUCGUUAAGUCCAACUUGGAAUAAUAUCAUCGAAGGACAUAUAAAUCUACGCGAUGCCAACUUAAAAACUAUUGAGUUUUUAAACCCAGAUGGCUCAACAAGAAAAUUAAAAGAAAAAAUUGCCCAACUUUUAGUUCGUACUCGCGGAUGGCACUUGGACGAGAAACAUGUACACGUUGAUGGUAAACCAGUGUCUGGAGGUCUUAUAGAUUUUGCUUUGUACUUCUUUCAUAAUAUACACAACAGACUUGAAAAUAAUUCCUCGACUUAUUUCUACUUGCCCAAGAUGGAACAUCAUCUCGAAUGCAGAUUGUGGAACGACAUCUUCGAAUUUUCCGAAAAGUAUCUGUGCAUUCCCACAGGUAAAAUACGUGCAACAAUUAUGGUGGAAACCUUUCCUGCUGCUUACGAAAUGGAGGAAAUGCUGUAUGAAUUAAGAAAUUAUGCUUGUGGAAUGAAUGCCGGGAGGUGGGAUUACAUUUUUAGUAUAAUUAAAACGUUGAAGUCACGCGAUGAUUGCAUAAUGCCAGAUCGAAAACAGGUUACCAUGCAAGUACCUUUUAUGCGAUCUUAUGCUGAACGUCUUGUCCAAAUAUGCCACAAACAUGGCGCCCAUGCCAUGGGUGGUAUGUCAGCUUUUAUUCCGUCACGACGUUAUGAAGAGAUCAAUAAGACGGCGAUUAGCCAAGUUACAAUUGAUAAAGAAAGAGAGGUAGAAGAGGGGUACGAUGGGACUUGGGUUGCGCACCCGGAUUUGGUAAAAUUAGCGAAGGAUAUCUUUAUGAAAGGACUAAACGCAAAAGAUAACCAAAAAGAAAGGGCUCCUUUCGACAAAAUUAUUACUGAAAAUGAUUUAAGCACAAUAGUAAUCGAUGGCGGUAAGGUUACGGAAGAAGGCGUGCGUGUGAACGUUUCCAUCGGAUUGCAAUAUCUUAAUUCGUGGUUUCGAGGGCAUGGUGCUGCUGCAAUUAACAAUUUAAUGGAGGAUGCAGCAACGGCAGAAAUUUCACGCGCACAAUUAUGGCAGUGGUUGCAUCAUAGCACGAAAUUGGAUGACGGAAGGACAUUAACAGAAGCGUUAUUUAAAACAGUUUUGUCAGAGGAAGUUGAGAAGUUAGGUGGUCGUGAAAACGAAUCAUUUUUUUCAGCUGCUGAAAUAGUGGAAAAGUUAGUUGUGUCAAAUGACUUUGAAACAUUUUUGACAAUUCCAGGUUAUGAUUGUUUGGUUGGUUCAUUAAAAAGAUAAUAUUGAUUUACAAAUCAUUGCCUGUUCUGUCAUGAGUAAACUUUUAGUGUUUGUAGAAAAACUGGCCAUAAGUGGCAGAAAAGGCUAUAAAUACAAAA